AUGAACAGCUGCAGCCUGGGCGUCAAUGCCUUCCGGUCCAGCGUCCAGGCCGCCGCGCACCACCUGACGAGACCGUGUUCCCGAUUGUUGCCGGCCGCCCCUCUCUCGAGUCGCUGCUUUUCGUCCUGGCCGGCUCCCCAGAAACAGCAACGACAACAACCGCAGCGAGGAGGUCAUGGCCGCAACGCAGUGACAGGGUCCGCCCUCCUCAAGUACGCCCGGCCGGUGUUGCCGCAAUGGGUCGGCAUCCGGACAAUACUCGGGGGCCGGUCCGUUAUCACGCACUAUGCCGACCUGCCGCCGGGCUACGAAGACCAGGACGGGUUGCCCUUUGCCAAAAAUGAUCUGACAGCGAGUGAGAUAUUUGCCAUUUUUGGGUCGUUGAUGAGCACAACCGGGGGCAACGAGCUCCUGCGGAUCCUCCACGGCCGGCGCGUCGCCGGAACGCUCGACGAUCCGAUGCUUCGGGUCAACACGAGGGUGUAUUCAAAGGAGCAGCAGAAUAUCGCCCUCGCCUAUCUACGCGAGCAUGUGCCCGUGGACGAGAUCGCCAACGCGGGUCUCCGGGCCGAGGAUGAACUCGCGGCCCUCGAGAAUGGCGGCACGGCGGUACGCGCCGAGGAAACAGACAGCGAUCCGUUGGAGAAGGCAACCAAGUUCAGGCUUUACGGAGAGAGAGAAGAGUUACGAAAGAAGAGCGUGUACGGACGGAGCGCACUCGAUGCGAUUCGCGAAAGGAAUAAGGCAAAGUGGGAAGCGGAAAUGAAGCGGCGAGAGGAAGAGAAGAAGAAGCAGGUAGAGGAACGGCACAAGGUCGGGCCGAUGCAGGUUCUUACUGACGACCAGCCGCGGCAGCUGAGCGCCAAGAUGCAAGAGUACAUGAUUAGGGGCCAGUCUGACCUCAAGGAGCCGCCCCAGAUGAAGUUGUGGCAGCGCCUUCUGCCGUCUGCGGCCGUCGUGCUUGCCCUGACUGGGCUCUGCGUAGCGUACGCCGAAUUCUACCAGCCGGCCAAGCGGGCAGCCAGGUGGUUUCCGGAUAUCCCUCCGGCAGCGGUCACAGUCGGCGCGCUGAUAGCGCUCAACGUGGUGGGUUGGGGGCUGUGGAAGAUCCCGCCGUUGUGGCGGCUCCUGAACCAGUACUUUAUUGUGGUGAUAGCCACGCCACGGGCCUUGACCAUGCUGAGCGCCAUGUUCUCGCACCAGUCACUCCUGCACCUCGUUCAGAACAUGUUUGUUCUAUGGUUCUUGGGCGUGCGCUUUCACGACGACGUCGGGAGAGGCUCCUUCCUAGCGACAUAUUUCGCGUCGGGGGCGGUGGCUGCCUUUGGGACGCUGAGCUGGGCGGCGGUCACAAACCGGCUGACGAUUACGUCGCUAGGAGCAUCCGGGGCGAUCUACGGCGUCGGUGCCGCAUACCUCUGGCUGCACCGGUUUGAGGGGUUCCGUAUCUUGGGCCUGCCGCCGCCGCCAAGAGAUGGCGUUGAGGGGCUCACGCUCCUAGCCUUCGCGACGGCGCUCAACAUCGGCGCUGCCUUCACCUCCAGGCGCAACACGAUGGAUAUCACGGGGCAUCUAGUGGGCUUGUGCAGCGGUGUGCUUGCUGGCCACUUUAUUGAGAAGAAAAGGGCGGCUAGGUCGGGGAUAGCCCGCCCAACUAAGGUGCCGGUUGCUGCCAAAUGA
Molecule: messenger RNA, 1680 nt
Organism: Chaetomium globosum CBS 148.51
Lineage: Eukaryota; Fungi; Ascomycota; Sordariomycetes; Sordariales; Chaetomiaceae
Exons: 1
Coding region: 1-1680 (559 amino acids)
Cellular component (GO): membrane
Molecular function (GO): serine-type endopeptidase activity
Source: RefSeq, a predicted model, not a curated record